AGUUUCAGUGUUUUCACAGCAGCGCGCGCCCACACUGUAGCAGCUGCCGGCCCAAACGUGGGUUGGCUGUGAACCCCGCGCGUGGAGCAGCGGUCACAACUUCCUGAGUUCGAUACGAGGACUGCACGCUUCCAUCCGGUGUGUAAUGAGUCACAGCAUGAAGCAGAAACAAGAAGGACUCCAAGAGAAUGUAAAGAGUAGUCCUGUUCCAAGAAGAACUCUGAAGAUGAUUCAGCCUUCUACGGCUGGAUCUCUAGUUGGAAGAGAAAAUGAGUUGGUUAAAGGCUUGUCCAAACAGAAACAUUGGAAUGACCAGUUAAUAUCUAAGACUUCCAGCUCUGGAGUUGUUACUGACCAAGAAUGUAGUAGAAGUAAAACUCUUGGAGGAGUCAGCCAAGAAGCAUUUGAUCUUAUGAUUACAGAAAAUCCAUCCCCUCAAUAUUGGAAAGAAGUGGCGGAAAAACGGAGGAAGGCUCUCUAUGAGGCACUUAAGGAAAAUGAGAAACUUCAUAAAGAGAUUGAACAAAAGGACAGUGAAAUUGCCCGCCUGAAGGAGGAGAAUAAGGAACUGGCAGAAGUAGCAGAACAUGUUCAGUAUAUGGCAGAGAUGAUACAGAGGCUGAGUCAUGAACCUCUGGACAACCUUGAAUCACCGUAUAGUCAGGAAUUUGAUCCUGAACAGGCAACUGCUGAGGAUUCUGAGUGAAGUAGAAGACUCAGAAAUUGGUGGUACAUGUGCUGAAGAAGUUGUCGCUUCCUCUACAGAUGUAAAACCGAGUAUAUGAAAUUCAGUAACUGCCAAAGUUUACCUCCGCUGUAGUUCUUUGUAGCAGAACAAAUAACUUUAUAAUGAAAACUUGUUAUCAGACUUUCUUGUUUGUAUCCUGGAACCCUAUUAUUGUAUUAAAAUACAAAUACUGUGUAUUUUUAAUCUAUGGUGUUUUGUGUAAAUAGCAUUUUCUCAGUUGUCAGACAUGACUUGUGUAUAUAAUAAAUAAACUUCAUUCUGUUGA
Messenger RNA from Bubalus bubalis (water buffalo), 1013 nucleotides. It is a transcript of the gene GMNN, whose product is annotated as geminin DNA replication inhibitor. NCBI's taxonomy places the organism in Eukaryota, Metazoa, Chordata, Mammalia, Artiodactyla, Bovidae. Gene Ontology annotation, cellular component: nucleus. The record is from RefSeq and is a predicted model, not a curated record. Bases 146 to 706 code for a protein of 186 amino acids. Gene Ontology annotation, biological process: negative regulation of cell cycle; negative regulation of DNA replication. The transcript has 7 exons.